GUAUGUGCUAAUUAUUUCAGCGUUAUUUGUCUUUAAUAACAACAAUCUGUAUAAAUAAUACAUCUUUUGCGUUAUGCCACGACAUCGAAGGAACGAUGCUAUAGCGAAUGUGUUUCUACGCGCGAUUUCGCGGCGCCGUCACGUCGUCGCCGCGGAUCCCGGGCGGGAUACACAAUUCCGAUAUAUAAAUAACACGCGAAUAUAUCUGCGUGUGCGUUAUACCUCUUAUUUGUAAGAAUGAUAAUAUACUUUUUGGCACUUACUAAUAAUUAAUCGAAACCUAGUAAGGGGGGGGAUUUUUAUUUAUUUAUUAAACAUUAAACGAAUGCGUUAGGCUCGAUUUUCGCGAGAGAGAGAUCCCUCGGCCAAUUCCUUUCUCUCCUCCGUUUUUUUUUCCCCCGAACUCCGCCUUAAGAUCGUUCCCGAAGCGAAUCUACAUUAUGUAUGUAAGGAGAGCCGAUCUCUUUCUCGCUAGAGAAUGUCCGGGAUAGUUCAGUACGUGGUGGUGCGGGGAGAUCUUGCGAGGACGAUGGGAUGGCCGUUGGGCGCCGUGAUCGCCCAAGCGUGUCACGCGUGCACCGCCGUCAUCCAUCUCUCUUACAAUGACGCCCACACGCAGGCCUACCUCGCGGAUUUAGACAACAUGCACAAGGUGGUCCUCGAAGCCGCCGAUGAAGCCGGUCUGCAGACGCUGUGCGCAAAACUGAAGGAGGACAACAUUCAGCACAAGUUGUGGAUAGAACAACCCGAGAACAUCGCGACGUGUCUGGUAACGAAGCCUUACCCCAAGGACAAGGUGCAGUCGUAUUUUAAAAAAUACAAAUUACUCAAAAUGUGACGGAUGUAAAUGGCAAUAAAUACCGCAUUACGAUUAGGACACCGAAGGUCUCUCGAGUUACUUUCUACGUUACACCGAAUCCAAAUUAAUCCUCCCGGCAUUGCUUCUGAAAGAUUCUAGCCGAAGAUUCCGAAAAUUUUUAUUUCAGGCAAAAAACACCCGAAUGUGAUAACCGGAAGAUCCAACCCUGAGAGGUUCUAUUAACGAAAUAUGAUUCUCCGGCGUUCGCGUGAAAUAAAUACUAACUUCGGAGAAGAAUGUCAUUUAUAUUUUACUCUAUUCGAGCGGGAAGAAGAUCAAUGCACCGGAGAUAAGCCGCGCUCUACACACGUGGCUCGAACGUAGCUUCUGAACGUCAAUAUUACAACGGGCAACACCUCGGCUCUAUCUUUUUUAUCUUCGUUUCUCCCUUUUUUUUCCAGAAGCGAUAUUGUCCCGUAUGGAAAAUAUUUACGCUUGGAGGACUACAAACGUCCGAAGAGAUAGAAAAAAAAAAAGAGAACACACAUGGUUGUGUGAGACGCCGCGGCGAUCCGAUAUUUCUGACAUCGAGAAGAUUUACACUCAUUGGUUUAUUCCACGGGUACCUUGCGAGUAUUGACAAUGCAUGUGUACAGCCCCUUCUCUUUCCUUGCAUUAUACAUGAUACUAGCGUUAGAUUACGAUUCUAAUCUAGACGGGAGUAACGCAGGAUCGUGCGCCACUAAUCAACUAGUCGUAUCAAAAAGCUCCUCGUCGCGCGAGUCUACGGUUGCUUUACGGUAAAAGUGCGGCGAAACUCGUCUCUUCACAGGUACGGAUCGGCGUAUGGUAUAAGAAUACGAGAUGUUUCAUUACCGAGAUGCGUAGGCGAUGAUGAUCGAUCAGAUAAAUUAUCCCAAUAAUGUUAUAAGCCAAUAUAAAGCCUAUUAGAAAUUUACCACCAAUAAGAAAUUCGCCAUUAUGUACAAUAAAACCUUGUAUUCUUACAUCAUGGAUCGGCGUACGUCUCUCCCGCGGGAUUAGCUGAAAGGUAACCUGAAUCGCAUGCCAUGAAGUGUAAUUUUUUAACCCUCGAC
Molecule: messenger RNA, 1896 nt
Organism: Trachymyrmex cornetzi
Lineage: Eukaryota; Metazoa; Arthropoda; Insecta; Hymenoptera; Formicidae
Product: putative peptidyl-tRNA hydrolase PTRHD1
Exons: 2
Coding region: 479-838 (119 amino acids)
Molecular function (GO): peptidyl-tRNA hydrolase activity
Source: RefSeq, a predicted model, not a curated record